AUGAAUGAAGUUAAUGAAAUUCAAAGAUUUAUUUUUAAUAGAAUCGUUAGAUUACAAGAAAAAAAAUUGAAACGAUUUUUUGAAUUAUUAUUCACAAAAGAAGAAAAGAUUGAAAAGGCUUUCGAAUAUUUUCAUGGAUUUUUAAAUCGAAAAAAUGAUUCUUUUGAUAAAAAAGAUCCGUAUAAAGUUUUAACAUUUAAUAACUUAAUUGAUACACUUAACCAACGAUUAGAAAUAGAUGGAGGUCUUUUGAUACACGUAGAUAUUCUUGUAAAAGUACAACAUUGUUUAUCUUGUUUCGAAAAUGUUCGUUUAGCAACUAAAAUGUUACUAUCUUCAUCACAAAAAGAUUGGUUAAAAACAUUAUUAAUCGCACAUAUUAUUGAAAAAUUUAAUUUAAUAUUUCCUAAAAAUCAUCAAAUAGAAAAUCUUCGAAAUCAAUUAAUGCAUAUCAAAGAGAACCUUUUACUUUUGUUUAACAAUAAGUUUGUAACAGAAUAUAUUGAUCAAAUAAGUCAAAAAAUCUAUCCGAAUAGUAACAAUUCAUUGGCUAAUUAUCAAAAAAUUACUCAAGUAAAAUUUCUUCGUAUUGUUGAUUUAAUGAUGAAGGUUAAUGUAACUAAAGAAUAUCUAAAUCAAUUAUCUGAUGCUUCAUUAUGUGUGGGAUACAGUUUUACAUGA
Molecule: messenger RNA, 681 nt
Organism: Rotaria sp. Silwood1
Lineage: Eukaryota; Metazoa; Rotifera; Eurotatoria; Philodinida; Philodinidae
Source: the annotation of a GenBank genome assembly